This is a messenger RNA of Cornus florida, 1909 nucleotides long. Its product is annotated as zinc finger protein SHOOT GRAVITROPISM 5. Gene Ontology annotation, cellular component: nucleus. The record is from RefSeq and is a predicted model, not a curated record. The coding region runs from base 342 to 1682 and encodes 446 amino acids. Lineage: Eukaryota; Viridiplantae; Streptophyta; Magnoliopsida; Cornales; Cornaceae. Gene Ontology annotation, molecular function: DNA-binding transcription factor activity. The transcript has 3 exons.
AAGCUUUAUAUAGAAGACUUGCCUUAACCUUACCUGCACAAGGUGGGGGGUCAAUGAAAGAAAGCAAGAAAGUUCAUAGAAAAAGCUAGCUAAAGCUUAAAAGCUCAAAAGAAAGCUGAUCCAUACCACAAAGCUACCAAGUGCUCUUCUCUCUCUAUCCAUUGCCCCUCUCUCUUUCUCUCUCUAGCUAUGAUCAGUGCUAAAGAAACAAUUUAAUAAAUUAAUUAAUUAAUUAAUUCCCACUUGAAAAGUCCUCGUACAGGGGUAUAGGUGAGGUAGGGAUUGAUUAAUAUUAUGCUUCUUCCAUAUCAUCAUCUAUAAGAUAUAUAUUCUCACCACCCAUGUUAGUCGACAACGCUGCUGCAGCAGCACCCACAUCUGGUCCAUCUUCUUCUUCUGAUGCCUUCACUUCCUCACAAAAUGGGUUUCUUACUAACAAAAGGAAAAGAAGACCAGCUGGUACACCAGAUCCAGAUGCUGAGGUGGUUUCACUAUCGCCAAAAACUUUAUUGGAAUCAGACCGAUACGUGUGCGAGAUCUGCAACCAAGGGUUUCAAAGGGACCAGAACCUUCAGAUGCACCGGCGUCGGCACAAAGUGCCGUGGAAGCUUCUGAAGAGGGAGUCGGGGGAUCAGGUGAAGAAGAGGGUGUUCGUGUGCCCCGAACCCAGCUGCUUGCACCACCACCCAUCCCACGCUCUGGGCGACCUCGUCGGCAUUAAGAAGCAUUUCAGGAGGAAACACAGCAAUAACAAGCAGUGGGUGUGUGACAAGUGCUCUAAGGGAUAUGCUGUUCAGUCUGAUUACAAGGCCCAUCUCAAGACUUGUGGUACCAGAGGACAUUCUUGCGACUGUGGCCGUGUCUUUUCCAGAGUAGAGAGUUUCAUUGAACACCAAGAUACUUGCAGUCUUAGGCAUGUCCAGCCUGAGUUGCAGGCAUUGCAGCCGGGCUGCUCGUCUCGAACAGCUUCAAGCACCAGUCCCUCAAGCGACACCAAUUUCAGUAUUGUCCCAUUGCCUAUAACUGCAGCAAUGCCAACAUUACCGCCUGCUGAACGUGUCUUCUUAAGCGCCAGCGGGCGUCACAAUUCGUCAUCUCCUCCUGUGGAUCAUGAUCAUGAUCAUGAUCAGCAGCAACACAAUUUGGAACUUCAACUCUUGCCAUCAUCAAACACUUGCUGCAUGUUGCGGAACUCAGAUGAAAAUCAAGAAACUCAUUUGAAACUCUCGGUUGGGUCAUGCAGUGGCGGCGAAUUGAGUGCUGAACCGAACUGCCCAAAAUUGGAUGCAGGUAGAAGCUCUCCGCGAGAAAUUAGGAAUGUAAUGGAAGCCACAUUGGAAAUAUCAAGGUUGAAAGAAGGGGCAAGUGAGCAGCUAAAGUUGGCCAUGGCCGAAAAGGCCUUAGCUGAAGAGGCUAGACAACAAGCAAGGAAGCAAAUUGAGUUGGCCGAGUUGGAAUUUGCCAAUGCCAAGAAAAUUCGACAAGCAGCACAGGCUGAGCUCGAAAAGGCUCAAAUUCUAAAAGAGCAGGCCACAAAGAAGAUCAGCUCCACCAUUUUGGAAAUCACCUGCCAUGCUUGCAAGCAACAAUUUCAAGCAAAAACAACCACAGCACCAGCUGAUGAGGCCUCCCUUGCUAUGAGUUAUAUGUCAUCGGCCACAGAAGGUGAAGGAGAGUUUUAGUAACAAAUUAUGAUUUAGCAACUCUCGAUCUCACCCAAUCUUUUUAAUCUUUUAUUUAUAAAUUGCCACCCUUUUUUUUGUUUCCCCUUCUCUUUUUGAUGAUAUAUCAUUUGGGUGUUGUCAUAUGGUGUCAAGAUGUAGAACUAGUGAAAUGUAAACUUGUUGUUGUUGUGUGUUGAAAAUUUCUUCAUUUGUUUCUAAUGGAAAAAUGCGACAAUUGAAGUUUA